AUGUCAAUUGCGAUGCGAUAUUUAGUAUCAGGGGCUGGACUGUGUCGAAUAGCACGGACCAGCUCCUGUCGUGUCAUGACAACGAUUACGGACGCCAGAACCCCUGGAACAAGACUUCAGCAACGCCAUCUCAUGUUUACUAGGUUAUAUGCUACUGAUCCAAAACUUGAGCAAAAGAAGGGAACAGCCGAGAAGAGUGGAACUGCUACUUCAGCUGAUAACUCGGAUGGGGUAGUCGAGUCUAAUGAAACAAAAGCUGAUAAAGCUGCGGAGAAAGAUGUCGAUCAAGCCCCUGUCUCUGACGAUGUCGCAGGUGGUGCGACCAAUUCUCGGCCUACAACUUCUUCAGGCUCUCCUAUUCCUGAUCCCACGGCACCUGAAGAUAUUACAAAUCCACUGGCCACCGUAAAGGUGUCACCAGGUAGUCCUGAUACCAACGAGAAUCCUACAAAAGCCACUGGUGAAACCACAAAGGCUGUAGAGAGUGGUAUUGCCGGAGUAGCACCUGCUACCGAUGCAAAUAGCGAUGAUGGAUCUGAUUCUGUCAAAGCCGAACCAUUAACGGAGGAUCAAGAAAAUCCUGAACAAACUACUGGUGUAAUUGAAAAAGACUCUCACCAAGGAAUUAUCUAUUACGACAGAAUGUACCCUUCAAUUACAAGGCUGGUCUAUGUAAGAAAGUUCCUAAUUCAGUUCACCUACCUCGGAAAUAAAACUAAAUUGGCUGAUACAAUUAAAAAGAUAUCAUUCCCAGAAGAUUUGCCUUUGGAAAUUAUCAACCUGAUCCCUCGUGAGAGAGACGGCGGUGUAUUUGUUACAUAUCAAAUCGACAAAUCCAGCGUUGAUGUCAAGACUGCUGAAAAGGCUAUCUACGAAAAGCUUGAAAAGGCCAAGUAUACUCCCUGGUUUGCACCAUUUACCCCAGUUCGUGGAUUUCCUGUCAAGGGUUCGCCUUGGAUUGAAGACUUAAGAAGAUUCACUUCUAAUCAAUUGAAGGCUACUUUCGAGGGACCAGAUUUAAGCCAGGAGACCUUGUACUCACUGCUUAGAAGAUAUGGUCCUAUAAUUGAUAUUGUUCCUCCCGCUCCUGGUACGAAAGACCUGCCAAGAUCAGCCAAAGUAAUCUUCUCCAAAUACAUCGAUGCUGCCACGGCUCGUAACUGUAUAACGGGUAUCAAGGUGGAUGACACUAGACUCCAUAUUUCGUUUGAAUCGGUUGACCACAAGAACAUUGUCAAAGACUUUGUCCUUAAUCACACUCGAAUUGUCGUUCCUAUUCUGAUUGCAAUUGUAGCUGGUUUGGCUGUGAUGAUUUUCGAACCCAUCCGAGUCUGGUGCAUUGAACGCCAUAUUCAUGGCUCGUCUCUGCAGUUAGAAAAGCUUCGAGGUGUUUUCGGAUUCGACAAGUUAUUUGCUUUAUGGGAUUUCAUUGCUAGCGGUGGUCGGAGGAGAUUCUCACUUUUCAAGCGUACGCCAACUGAUACUGGUGUGUCGCAUUUGUGGGACGACAGGGUCAAGAGCAUUGAGGAUCUUAAGCAAUGGCUUCGUGAGGGUCAAUGUACAUUUAUAGUUGUCUCAGGUCCAAGAGGAGGUGGAAAAGAACAACUUGUACUUGAACACGCAGUUAAAGAUCAUGACAAUGUACUAACGAUUGACUGUGAUAACUUGGUUAGAGUUCGUGGAGACUCGGCAUUCGUAAAAGCUGCAGCAAAUGAAAUCUGUUAUCAUCCAGUAUUUCCUUGGAAGAAUAGUCUUGCAAAUUACUUGGACGUAAUCUCACAGGGUCUCAGUGGACAGAAAACAGGUUUUGCAGAGUCAACAGAAGCACAAUUCAAAGAUAUGCUGAGCAGUGCAGCCAUUGCCCUUCAGAAGGUAGCCCUUCAUGACCACGAUCCUAAUAUGGAUUCUGCGGAAAAUUACCUUCAAAUCCAUCCUGAAAAAAAGCCGGUGGUUGUAAUCAACCAUUUCUUGAGUAGAUACGAGGCCACCAAUCCAUUCGUGUAUAAGCUCAUAGCCGACUGGUGUGCUCAGCUUAUCCGCGCUAACGUCGCACACGUCAUUUUCAUUACUAGUGAUGUCAGCUACGAAAAGGUUUUGUCACCAGCUCUUCCAAAUCAAGUAUUCAAAUCGCUAUUUGUGGGAGACGCGAGUGCCGAUUCAGCAAGAAGCUUUGUGCUACGACAGAUUGAGGUCGCCAACAAGGAUAACAGCAAAGAUGACGAGAACAGCGACACACAAGAAAAGGAUGGAAAGGAGAAACAACAGAAAGUGACGAUUAAUGAGAUUCAAGAGCUAGACGAAGCAUUGGAACCAUUAGGUGGAAGACUGACAGACCUGCAAGCUUUUGCGCGACGUUUGAAGACUGGUGACACUCCAGACGUGGCUCUGAGAGAUAUGAUUAACCAAAGUGCAACUGAAGUUCUCCAAAUGUAUCUCAACAAAGAGUCAUCCGAAUGGACAAGUGAACAAGUGUGGGUCCUGAUUAAGAAGUUUGCUGAAUACGAAGAUGAGGUGCCUCUAGGAGUGCUUAGACAGGACCCCUGCUUCAAGACUGCUGAUAAUUUAAAGGCAAUUUCAGCUCUCGAACAUAAUGAAAUGAUCUCGGCUCACACAGUAGGUGGACGUAUUGUAUCUCUACGACCGGGAAAACCUCUCUAUACAGCGGCAUUCCAGUUGCUGGCAAAAGAUAAAUCACUUGAGGCCUUGAUGGAAACCAAUAUUCUGAACACAGCGGUUAGCAAAGAAGAGAGUAAUAUCAACAAGUAUGAAACGGAGCUGGCCCUGUUGUCUAAGCUGCCUAGUCGGUGGGAGAUCAAGGGCAGAGUCAACUAUCUCUCUGCUAAACUCCUUAUCAGCCAAAAGAACAUUGAAGAUUUCGAGAAGAAACUGGCGGCAUUCAAGGGUGUCAUUGUGCAAGAGAGAUCAAAAAAUUGA
Molecule: messenger RNA, 2934 nt
Organism: Sugiyamaella lignohabitans
Lineage: Eukaryota; Fungi; Ascomycota; Dipodascomycetes; Dipodascales; Trichomonascaceae
Gene: YME2
Product: Yme2p
Exons: 1
Coding region: 1-2934 (977 amino acids)
Cellular component (GO): mitochondrial inner membrane
Molecular function (GO): RNA binding
Source: RefSeq, a predicted model, not a curated record